Molecule: messenger RNA, 2104 nt
Organism: Salvia splendens (bonfire salvia)
Lineage: Eukaryota; Viridiplantae; Streptophyta; Magnoliopsida; Lamiales; Lamiaceae
Product: actin-related protein 6
Exons: 8
Coding region: 140-1444 (434 amino acids)
Source: RefSeq, a predicted model, not a curated record
UUAAUUAGAUGUCAAACAAUUCAUCACAAUUUUAUGGAUUAUCAACUUUACUCAAAUCACGUAUCAAUAAUCAAUGGAGAUAUAUUCGAUUGAUAUUGUUAAACCCUAGUAAAAAUUUACAGGCAUUUAGGGCUCAACAAUGUCUAACGUGGUGGUUGUUGACAACGGCGGCGGGCUGAUUAAAGCCGGCAUCGGCGGCGAGCGCGACCCCGCCUGCGUGGUCCCCAACUGCACCGCCCGCCCAUCCUCCUCUAAAAAAUGGCUCCUCGCCGACCAGCUCCUCUCCCCCUCGGAAGACCUAACCUCCGCCACCCUCCGCCGCCCCAUGGACCGCGGCCACCUCAUCAAUCCCGACCUCCAGUCCUCCCUCUGGGCCCACCUCUUCACCAAUCUCCUCAAAAUCAACCCCUCCGCCUCCUCCCUCCUUCUCACCGAGCCUCUCUUCACGCUCCCCUCCAUCCGCCGCGCCGUCGACGAGAUCAUCUUCGAGGACUUCAAUUUCCGCGCGCUCUUCGUCGCCGACUCGCCCUCGCUCGUCCACCUCUACGAGGCAUCGCGCCGCCCCUCCGGCCUGCUGUCGAAGGCGCAGUGCAGUCUCGUCGUCGACUGCGGAUUCAGCUUCACGCACGCCGCGCCGGUGCUGCAGAAUUUCACGCUCAAUUACGGGGUGAAAAGGCUGGAUCUCGGCGGGAAGGCGCUCACCAAUUACCUCAAGGAGCUGGUCAGCUACAGGAGCGUGAAUGUGAUGGAUGAGAGCUUCAUCAUGGAUGAUGUCAAGGAGAAGCUUUGUUUUGUCUCCCUUGAUGUCCACAGGGACCUCAACAUUGCAAGGAGACCUGGAAAAAACAAUUUUUUUAGGUGUAGUUACGUGCUUCCAGAUGGCAUUACUCAUACGAAGGGAUUUGUGAAAGAUCUUGAUGAAACAAAGCGAUACUUAGCCUUGGAUGAAAAUGAAGCCCCUUCUUCCCCUGAAGGAGGAAAGGAUUAUGUCGAUCUACAGGAUGGUAGUGACAACCCCCAGCACAAAAGAAGCACUGACCUAACAAAUACUGAAUUUUCCUUGACGAAUGAGCGGUUCCUCGUCCCAGAGAUGAUAUUUCGACCAGCUGAUUUGGGAAUGAACCAGGCAGGACUUGCGGAAUGCAUUGUUCGAGCAGUUAAUUCGUGUCAUCCUCAUCUUCACCCUGUGUUAUAUGAGAGUAUCAUUUUGACUGGUGGAACCACAUUAUUCCCUCGAUUUGCCCAAAGAUUAGAGAAGGAGCUUCGGCCAUUAGUCCCAAACGAAUAUGAAGUGAAGAUCGCUACUCAAGAAGAUCCAAUAUUAGGUGUUUGGAGAGGGGGGUCACUCUUAGCAUCUAGUCCUGAUUUUGAAUCAAUGUGUGUCACCAAGGCUGAGUACGAGGAGCUGGGAUCCGCUAGGUGUCACAGGAGAUUCUUUCACUAGCUUAAAGAUCAUUAAGGCUAUGGAGGUGUACAAAAUGAAAUCCAUGGAGGAGACGUCUCCAUGGAAUUACUAAUGAAAUUGUACAAUGCUCAAUAUCAUUCAAUUCAUUGUAGCACUCUAUCAACUCCCUGGCAAAACCUGUCAACUACCAUAUAAAGUCGGACAACUGCUAUAUAAGUCCAGGUUUGUUAAUGUUGAUGAAGGCUAAUGAUGUGUUUCCUUGAAAUGGUUGGGAUUUCUCGAUAUUUAGUGGGCUACGAAAUACACACUCUACACUGAGUCGAGGCAUUUGUUAAUUCUGUGACUACAAAUAUAGCUGCCAGCACAGGUUGUGUAUCAGUCAACUCACUUGUCAUGGCGGUUCUCUUCCAUAUUCACGUCGAAGAGAAAAUCAUGGUCGCUUUUUUCGUUUGAAGAGUAACAGAUGAUAACAGAAUCGACCUGAGAUACCAUUGUAGUGUAGAAGAAUGAUUGUGAUUUCUUACUUAAAAUGGAGACAAAAUAUCGAGAUAAUUAUGGUUGUGGUAGUGAGAAGAGCAGAUGUCCUAUGUUUAUAUUUUUAGGGACUAUCUUGUUUUUGAAUUAUUCUAACACUGCCAUAUAAUGUCUACUGAGAUCUCAUCUCACUGUUAAUUUAGGGAGCAGAUUUUGCUAUAUUAA